This is a messenger RNA of Schistosoma haematobium, 2429 nucleotides long. RefSeq names its product Potassium voltage-gated channel sub A member 3. Bases 1 to 1536 code for a protein of 511 amino acids. Gene Ontology annotation, biological process: protein homooligomerization; potassium ion transmembrane transport. Lineage: Eukaryota; Metazoa; Platyhelminthes; Trematoda; Strigeidida; Schistosomatidae. The record is from RefSeq and is a predicted model, not a curated record. Gene Ontology annotation, molecular function: protein binding; delayed rectifier potassium channel activity. The transcript is spliced from 2 exons. Gene Ontology annotation, cellular component: membrane; voltage-gated potassium channel complex.
AUGUCCACCUUAUCAGGAACAGCAUCCACUCUUCUGUUACCUCGUGGAACAUUGGCUUAUUGUAAUAGAAAUAUAAAUCAAAACCUGGAAGAGGAAACAGGAAUUGAUCAACUCACUUCAGAUGAAAUAUUUCGUCCAGAAAUUGAAAGUGAAAGAUUAGUAAUCAAUGUAAGCGGUCUACGUUUUGAAACUCAAGCACAAACAGUCAAUCAAUUUCCUGAUACCUUACUAGGUAAUCCCAAUAAACGUAAUCACUAUUAUGAUCCGUUAAGAAAUGAAUAUUUUUUCGACAGAAAUCGAUCAAGUUUUGACGGUAUACUUUAUUUUUAUCAAAGCGGUGGACGACUUCGACGACCUGUUAAUGUACCAAUAGAUGUAUUCAAUGAAGAAAUAAAAUUCUAUGAAUUAGGUGACGAAGCAUUGGCCAAAUAUCGUGAGGAAGAAGGAUUUAUUAAAGAGGAACCAAAAAUUCUACCAAGAAAUCGUUUUCAACGCAAAGUCUGGCUUUUAUUUGAAUACCCAGAAAGUUCGUUAGCUGCACGUAUAUUGGCUAUUGGUUCAGUAUUUGUUAUUCUCUUAUCAAUUAUAAUUUUUUGUUUGGAAACUCUACCACAUUUUCGUCGAUAUAAAAUAAUGAAUAACCAUAAUUCUACUUUAUGUUAUGAAGAAUUAACUUUUGAAGAAGAUGAUUUACCAACAAUUGACCAACCAUUUUUUAUCAUUGAAACAUUUUGCAUAGUAUGGUUCAGUUGUGAACUACUAGUACGUUUUGCUUCAUCUCCGAAAAAAUUUGAAUUUUUCAAAGUGCUAAUGAAUGUUAUUGAUGUGGUUUCAAUUAUACCAUAUUUCAUAACUCUUGGCGCUGUAAUUAUCGAUGAUCCUAAACAACUUAAUCAGACAACAUCAUUAGCUGUACUAAGAGUUAUUCGGCUUGUUCGCGUUUUCCGUAUAUUCAAAUUAUCAAGACAUUCAAAAGGACUACAAAUUUUAGGACAAACACUAAGAGCAAGCGUCCGAGAAUUAGGAUUACUAGUAUUCUUCUUACUUAUUUGUGUUAUUCUCUUUUCAUCAGCUGUAUAUUUUGCUGAAGCUGAUGCUGACACUUCAUUAUUUCGUAGUAUACCUGAUGGAUUUUGGUGGGCUGUUGUAACAAUGACAACAGUUGGUUAUGGAGACAUGCGACCGGUAACUGUAUGGGGUAAAUUAAUUGGUUCAUUAUGUGCUAUCGCUGGUGUACUAACUAUUGCACUUCCUGUUCCUGUGAUUGUAUCAAAUUUCAAUUAUUUCUAUCAUCGUGAAACAGAAUCAGAUGAUAUAUCACACUCUAUUUCUUCAUCAUUAGAAACAGAUGAUGAUGUUGACAAUAAAGAACAACAUACAAAUACAAAAGUUCGUAGUAUUACUUAUAAUAUCAAUAGUAGUGGUAGUAGUAGAUCCAUAAAGACAAUUUCACAUAACGAGAGUAGUGUUAACAGUCAAUAUGAUACAACAAUAACCAGUGCCUUGAAACAAAAUUCUAUUACAUUAAAAAAGUAAUCACAUACUCUCGGUUUUCUUCUCAUAACAUUCUAACUGUUUUUCAUCAAUUCAUGAAUCUACGAUAGUCAAUUUCGUUUAAUCAAUAUUAUGCUCAACUACAAAAAAACUAACAGAGAACAGUUGAAUAUUUUAUUCAACAUACAGUAUACAUUUACAUAUUUUGUCAAGGUAGUGAACUGUGAAUUAAUUGAAUUAAGUUCUACAAUAUAUUUUUGUAUAUAAAGUUCAUGUUAGCCACAGAUAACAAUUUCAGCUAGUGUUUUUUCUAACUGAAUUUUAUUGUUCUCUCUGUUUAUAACUGAUGUCUACCUAAUUUCCCAAUGACGUUUAGGAAAAUCAUGCUAUAUUAUAUACAUAUAUGUAAUAACUCAACUUCUAUUACCUGAUCGUAUACACAAAACAUAUACAACAAAUCAACCAAGUUAUAUGCCAAUCACUGUAUAAACGCUGGUUUUCAUCAAUAACCUUUAGAAGGCUUAAAUGAAACAAACUAUUUUCAUAGAAUCUUUAUUCAUGUAGAUUUUUUUCUCUUCUUCAGUUUUUAUUUUCUCACUAUUUAUAUGCCAUCAAAGAAAAAUGAUAAAGCAAACAUAGAUUUCUUCAGAAGCAGGUAAAUCAUAUAUAUUUUUUUGAAAACCAAGCAACUUCAUUAUUAACUCAUUCAGUUGUAGAGUUAAUAAACAAAACAAUAUUAAAUAAUAAAUUGUUCAUUGAAAAUAUGGUACUUUAUUUGAUGAUCAAGAUCUUAUGUAGUAAUGGUGGACUUCAGUAUAAUUAUAAUAAUCAUUAUCUAUUUGUUUAUUUGAUUCAUUAUGAUGUACAUGUGUCAAAUAUUUUGACAAUUUGGAUCUUUCAUGUAAAACAAUGAAAAAUAAAUGAUUUUAAAUAUG